Molecule: messenger RNA, 675 nt
Organism: Cylicocyclus nassatus
Lineage: Eukaryota; Metazoa; Nematoda; Chromadorea; Rhabditida; Strongylidae
Source: the annotation of a GenBank genome assembly
AUGACACCAGCACCAGCAAACAAGGACAGGUGCGAUUUUGAUCUGCCUCCACUCUGGAUUGAUUUAAAUGUUCCGAAAUCGGACGUCGAUUCUUCAGAUUCUGAUUUUGAACCGGAUGAUAAGCUACAUUCGCAUUAUAAAAGUGACUCAUUCGAGGAAGCUUUUGUUUGUGAGAAGGUGACGAAACGUGAAUCGGAGAGUCCUACCCCCAACAUGCUGGCGCACACCCAACGGACACAAAGACCGCCGUCUCCACCGUGGCCGGAAGUGACUCCGUUCGAUUUCAGCGUCCAUGGCUAUCAGUGUUACAAUCUGAUUUCUUCGAAUUCUUCAAACAUCGUCACACUUUGUCAUCUCUGUAACGAGGUGUUCGAAAAGCGAAGUCUGCUCUUGAAGCAUAUCACUGAUAGCUAUGCAGAGAACUACGACAACCUUUCAAACGUGCGUACUGUCCAAAAGCAGCAUGUAAACAUGAGAAUCCGAACGGUUCACUGGCUCGAAGAUUUUGAGAAUUCUGUAGUUUUGUUUUUUAGAAUCUCGCAUGUCUUUGAUGAUGAACCUUAUUACUGUACAAGUAUCAGGACCCAAUUAACCUCGUUGUUGAUUUUUUCAUCUUCUAACCCUUAUUGUUAUGGGUUACUCGUUUCAACUGCAGCUGUUAUGAGCAGUAAAUAA